AUGAGGCCGCUCAUCCAUGCACCAAGCACUGUUCAUGGCCAUGUCGAGCUUUCUGCUCACGUCACGUCAUACGGUGAUUCGGACCCGAGCACCGCCCAAUCUGCGUACUUCGCUGCACUGUACAUGUGUUCUGCCUCGCGUCGGGGGCGGCGACAGGCAACCGGCAGCAGGCGACAGGCAGCAGGCGACAGGCGACAGGCGGCAGGCGACAAGGCACCCGGUCGUGGGCGCGGUGAACAAGACAGCCACGGCUCCCUCGUCGAGCCUUCUCCUCUCCUCCUCUCUCCUCCUCAGAAAUCACGCGCUGUUGCCGGAACGCAGCAUUUCUACCCGUUCAGUUUCCAUACAGAGUACAGGGACACGAGGGAUAGCAUACAGAGGGGCAGUGGACGAGACAAGAGAAGCAGACCAGCACACGCAAUCAUGCCCUCCACCACCACCAAGGCCCUCAUCCUCUUCGCCGCCUCGGCCCUCGCGGCCGUCAUCUACCCCCCCGGCGAGGGCAGCAGCAGCAGCCACGCCAAAGUCCAGGUGCCCGAGACGGCGCCCCGCCAGACGGCAUGGCGAACUCAUCACGGUCCCCUUCCCGCCGCCGUCACGCCGACGGUGACCCUCCCCAUCGCCUGCGAUUACAGCUACUGCGACGGCUCCACGUCGUGGUGCUUCUACUGGGCCGGAGUCACCUCGUACGACCCUUUCCGAGGACCUGUCCCUGGCGAGACGAGAGUCGAGCUCGGUCCGUGCACCGUCCCCCCACCGCCUCCGCCAGCGCGUACCGGCCACUCGUGA
This is a messenger RNA of Drechmeria coniospora, 789 nucleotides long. RefSeq lists its product as uncharacterized. Bases 1 to 789 code for a protein of 262 amino acids. Lineage: Eukaryota; Fungi; Ascomycota; Sordariomycetes; Hypocreales; Ophiocordycipitaceae. The transcript has a single exon. The record is from RefSeq and is a predicted model, not a curated record.